AUGGAAGACAAGGAGAUCCAGCUCAGUCCUCUAUUUGUGUCCGUUUUCGGAAAAAUCUUCUUUGCAUACUGGAUAAUCACGGUGCCCUUCUACAUUAUGAUAGUGUACUUCAUGAUUCGUGCUCAAAUAAAGAAGGUCCCCAAUCUCACAAGUUCCUUCUAUACACUGUGUAUAACGACAGGAAUCAUCGACAUUGUAGGCCUUCUCAACAACUAUUUUGGAGCAGUAUUACCGCGAUGGGGAUGGACUGGGAGCUUUUAUUCCUUCCUUGGCCUGCCAUACGCGUGCUAUGCUACCGAUUUCGACGUCACUAUUGGCUCUCAACCGUCUCUCAGCGAUUCUCUUUCCUUAUCGAUAUGA
Molecule: messenger RNA, 360 nt
Organism: Cooperia oncophora
Lineage: Eukaryota; Metazoa; Nematoda; Chromadorea; Rhabditida; Trichostrongylidae
Source: the annotation of a GenBank genome assembly